This is a messenger RNA of Alosa sapidissima (American shad), 2646 nucleotides long. RefSeq names its product cAMP responsive element binding protein 3-like 4 (gene creb3l4). The record is from RefSeq and is a predicted model, not a curated record. The transcript is spliced from 10 exons. Gene Ontology annotation, biological process: regulation of transcription by RNA polymerase II. NCBI's taxonomy places the organism in Eukaryota, Metazoa, Chordata, Actinopteri, Clupeiformes, Clupeidae. Gene Ontology annotation, cellular component: nucleus. Gene Ontology annotation, molecular function: DNA-binding transcription factor activity, RNA polymerase II-specific; RNA polymerase II cis-regulatory region sequence-specific DNA binding. Bases 286 to 1593 code for a protein of 435 amino acids.
GUCCCUGGGUCAGCUAUACUUCAGCUGAAAAUAAUAUUUUAUCAGGAAACCCACUGAGAUAGGACUUAUAGCAGUUUAGUAUACAUAGACUCGUUGUACCAGGCUGUCUCGUAGCCUAUUCUUUUAACUUCUUCCAAACAUUUUAGGAGGAACGCCCCGCUUUGGUGCCAUAAGGUUUCUCAUUUGGACGUCUCAACGUGAAACAGGCUAAACGUAAUGAAUACAUCCAUGAGCUGCUACGUGCGUUAGAAUAAUCGAUUCUCGCCGAUACCAUCGACAAAAGACAUGGAUGCUGAAAAUGGAGAGGUGUUUUUCAGGAUCAAGGAGGAAGAUGCUGUGAUGGCGGAAGAUCUUCACAACAGCACUCUCUCUGGCAGCCAUGCUCUGUGGUCCUCACAAAGUGUUCUUAAUGACAGUGAGACAGAGGAUGUUCUCCAUGCCAUUAAUCCAAAUGACAUGUACACCUCUGGACUCCUCCACGAGUCCCUGUCAGAGAGUGACAGUGGCAUGUCUGCAGAUCCGCAGUCUGACAGUCCCUUGGGAACAAUAGAGGCUUCCCAGGACACGUCUGUUCCCACGGUCUAUCAGGUGGUCUAUGACAUCAGUGCCAUAGGCGGCAUUAAGACUGAACCAGAGCAUCACAAUGUGGAUGUGAUAUCCAUACAGCUUGACGAAUGGAGCUCUCAGAUGCUACUCUCAGACUCUUGUAUUGUGAACGAGUUGCCUCUUGUUGCUGGGGGGAAGGUGGAGACUAUUCACCCCUCAACUUGUGCUUCCAGUGAAGCCAGCCUCUCAGAAGCUUCACUGGAUUAUCCAGACCUGCAGCUCACUGAAGAAGAGGAGAAGCUUCUGAAACAAGAGGGGAUCUCCCUACCUAACAAUCUCCCUCUCACUAAGACUGAGGAGAGGAUUCUGAAAAAAGUUAGACGUAAAAUCCGUAACAAACAGUCAGCUCAAGACAGCCGGCGCAGGAAGAAAGAGUAUAUUGAUGGGCUUGAAGGCAGAGUCGCUGCUUGCUCAGCCCAGAACAAGGAGUUACAGAGGACUGUGGAUCAGCUGGAGAAACACAACAUAUCCCUUCUGGCUCAGCUGCGGAAGCUUCAGAGUCUGAUCAAACAGACUGCCACUAAGGCAGCUCAAACCAGCACAUGCAUCAUGAUUUUCAUUUUCUCCUUAGUUCUAAUCAUCUUUCCGAGUUAUAGCCCUUUCAGUAGGGGCUCGUCUGCAGUAGAAGAGGGCUACGCUCCUAUUGGAGUCAUCUCCAGAAGCAUUCUCAAUGAUCCUGCCUCGUCCUUGCAAAUCUCCGAGGACUCUGACAACACGGUGGCCUCCCCAGACGAUGUGCCGUCUCCCCCCGACCUCAGUCAGUCUGACCCACCAGAUCUGACUCUGUCAAGGCCACAGCAAUCACCAGAGACUCCUGAUAUAGAUGAUAGUGUGGAGUUGACCUUAGAAGGGAGCCAGCUUAAUAACAACUCAAGUCUGGCUGAGGCAAAGAGAACUGACCAAGUGGACCUGGGGAUGAUGCAAUCAGCCAUACCAGGAAAUGCAAACAUUGAUCCAACUAAACCAGCGCAUGCAGAUGAAAUGUGACCAGCAGUCAUGCUUUCAUUAUUUAUUGUUUAUCUUUAAUUUAUGGAUCAUUAUUAACACCUCCUUCUCCAGAUGAUCUGGGGUGCGUUUCCCAAAACCAUAGUUGCUAACCUGUUAGCUGGUUGGCAAUGGGAAAUUGCAUUGCAACCAACAAAGUUGCUAACUUAGUUAGCAACUAUGGUUUUGGGAAACACGCCCCUGGGCGGUACCUGUGUUUCUACUUCAAGUGAUGUCUUCAAGGGAUAUUUUUUUUCUCUAGAGAAAAAAUCAUAAGCCCAGCUUUCUUGAUUCGGCUAGGGCAUCCAUGUUUGGCAUUGUUGUGAUUUUGCUUCUCUUUAUGAAGCAAUUCAAAGAGGUGUAUUCAGAUAAUACUGUUAAAGAGAAAAGUUUGUAUUUUUUCUUUAAAGUUUAGAUGUGUCAGUCUUGCAGGCUUCCAAAAUUGGUGAGGAUACUUGCAGUUUUCUCAAUGUAAUUCUGUUUUUUCUGUAAUGUUGUGCUGCAGGAUGCAGAUAUCUGUAAAUCCAUGCCUUUUCAAGGAUACGUGGCUUUUUUGAAUUGUGAUUUUAGUUAAUUCUGUAUUAAAGUUAUACAUAACUUUAUUUGUAUCAGAAUUCAGGAGGCCUGUAAUUGAGGGACAUUUUUGAUGGAACUACCUUCUUUUUAAUGCAAAUUAAAAACAGCAACAGCUCUGCAGCUGUUUGGUUGUUUGGCACAACCAGAGGAGUAUACCCAGGUAGCUUGGGGAGUUACCACUGAUCUCAAAACAGCAUGUCACUUCAGGGGCAAUACAAGCAGUAAAGUGUUAUUUUAAAGAUCAGCGGUUAUUCCAAAGUUACCAGGCUAAUAAGCCAGUAACGUUUAGUAAACCCCUCCUGUCAGUGUUAAGUAAAAACAGAGGGAAGCAACAGCCAGGAUGUGCCAGGCUCAUUGCAGUUCAAUCCUGGAAACUGCUAGUAGUUCACCUUCAAAGUUUGUAGAUCUGCAUGGUAGACAUACAUUAAUUGUACUGUGCAAACACCGUUUAAAUGAAAUAAAGCAUUCUUUUCUUUUAAA